Danio aesculapii is the source of this 2298-nucleotide messenger RNA. It is a transcript of the gene pora, whose product is annotated as P450 (cytochrome) oxidoreductase a. Gene Ontology annotation, cellular component: cytosol. Gene Ontology annotation, biological process: response to hormone. The record is from RefSeq and is a predicted model, not a curated record. Gene Ontology annotation, molecular function: flavin adenine dinucleotide binding; NADPH-hemoprotein reductase activity; FMN binding. NCBI's taxonomy places the organism in Eukaryota, Metazoa, Chordata, Actinopteri, Cypriniformes, Danionidae. The coding region runs from base 126 to 2150 and encodes 674 amino acids. The transcript is spliced from 16 exons.
UGGUAGUUUGUUAACAUCAGCGGGGGAUUUUUAACAUGCGUCUGGCAACCCAAUGUGACGUAAGCUUGCGCUGUGCUCUCCAGGCAGCUAACCGGAGAUAAAUCUGUUUUGUGGAUACUGUGAAUAUGGACGACACUGAGCCACAGCCGGUCUCCGAUCAGGAUCAGACUCCGGAUCCUCUCCUCAGCUCUCUGGACAUCUUUCUCUUCUCCCUAAUUGCAGGAUUGCUUAUCUACUGGUUCUUCUUCCGAAAAAAAGCAGAGCCUCUUCCGGAGAUAAAGCCUUUCACUUCAGUAACAGCACCAAUACGUGAGACCAGCUUUAUUGAGAAAAUGAAGAAAACGAAUCGAAGCAUUGUGGUGUUUUACGGCUCCCAAACAGGGACUGGUGAAGAGUUUGCCAACAGACUGUCAAAAGAUGCUCAUCGCUAUGGCAUGAAAGGGAUGGCAGCUGAUCCAGAGGAGUAUGACAUGUCCGAGUUGUCCCGACUGAAAGAGAUUCCUAAAUCGAUGGCUGUGUUCUGCAUGGCAACCUAUGGAGAGGGAGACCCUACAGACAACGCUCAGGAGUUCUAUGAUUGGUUACAAGGGGCUGAUGACGAUCUGGAGGGGGUUAAUUUUGCUGUGUUUGGUUUAGGAAAUAAAACAUAUGAGCACUACAAUGCCAUGGGCAAGUACACAGACAAGAGACUUGCUGAACUUGGUGGAAAAAGGGUCUUUGACUUGGGCCUCGGGGAUGACGACAGCAACUUGGAGGAGGACUUUAUAUCUUGGAAGGAGCAGUUUUGGCCUGCGGUGUGUGAGUAUUUUGGCGUGGAGGCCACAGGAGAAGACAGCAGCAUUCGGCAGUUUGAACUGGUGGUUCAUAAUGACAUCAAUAUGAAUCAAGUGUACACCGGAGAGAUGGGCCGCCUCAAAAGCUUUCAGACGCAGAAACCACCAUUUGAUGCGAAGAACCCUUUCCUUGCAUCUGUGGCUGUUAAUCGUAAACUGAACAAAGGAGGUAACCGACAUUUGAUGCACAUCGAGUUGGACAUCACUGAGUCUAAGAUCAGAUAUGAUUCUGGAGACCAUGUUGCUGUUUACCCCACCAAUGAUUCUGCGAUGGUCAACAGAAUAGGAGAGAGACUUGGAGUAGAUCUCGAUACUGUAAUCUCUCUCAAAAAUCUGGAUGAGGAGUCCAAUAAAAAGCACCCGUUCCCCUGUCCCACCACAUAUCGCACUGCACUGACCCACUACCUUGACAUCAACAACAUGCCCCGUACGAAUGUGCUGUAUGAGCUGGCGCAAUACGCCUCAGACCCGCAAGAACAGGAGAAUAUGCGCAAGAUGGCAUCUGCCUCGCCUGAAGGAAAGGCUCUGUACCAAAGCUGGGUUCUGGAUUCAGAGAGGAACAUAUUGGCUAUUCUAGAGGAUCUGCCUUCGCUGAAUCCUCCUGUAGAUCACCUGUGUGAGCUGCUGCCUCGGCUUCAGGCUCGAUACUACUCCAUCGCCUCCUCCAGCAAGGUUCAUCCACACUGCAUCCACAUCUGUGCAGUGGUGAUCGAGUACAACACCAAAACUGGACGAGUCUUCAGGGGCGUCGCCACCAACUGGCUGAAGGACAAACAUGUGACUGAUAACGGUCAUAAGCCCACUGUUCCCAUGUACGUCAGGAGAUCCCAGUUCCGGCUGCCAUUCAAACCCAGUAACCCCGUGAUCAUGAUCGGUCCCGGGACCGGCAUUGCCCCCUUCAUGGGUUUCAUCCAGGAGAGAGCCUGGCAGAAAGAACAAGGAAAGGAUGUUGGUGAGACCAUACUGUACUUUGGCUGUCGCCAUUGCAACGAGGACUUCCUGUACCAGCAGGAACUGGAGGAAUUUGAGAGGGCAGGUGUGCUGACGCAGCUUAAUGUGGCCUUUUCCAGAGACCAGGAGCAAAAGGUGUAUGUGCAGCAUCUUCUGAAGAAAAACAAGCAGCAGUUGUGGAAGCUCAUUCAUACAGAUAAUGCUCAUAUCUACGUUUGUGGAGAUGCUCGUAACAUGGCCAGAGAUGUUCACGCUGCCUUCUCAGAGAUUGCAGAGCAGGAAGGAGGCCUGACACACACUCAAGCUCUGGACUAUUUCAAGAAGCUCAUGACCAAGGGCCGCUACUCGCAGGAUGUCUGGAGCUAAGCUAACACACACACACCUCAAUGUUUGCCACUUUACCUCACACCAUCAUUACUCCAACGCUACAGUUUGAAGUGUUGAAUUUGCCCGGACUGAUUUAUUGCCGUCUUGUGAUGGUUCUUAGUGAUUAAAACACUCCACAUCACACAAA